Messenger RNA from Lagenorhynchus albirostris (white-beaked dolphin), 2334 nucleotides. RefSeq names its product methyltransferase 21A, HSPA lysine (gene METTL21A). The transcript has 4 exons. The record is from RefSeq and is a predicted model, not a curated record. Gene Ontology annotation, biological process: peptidyl-lysine methylation. The coding region runs from base 174 to 830 and encodes 218 amino acids. NCBI's taxonomy places the organism in Eukaryota, Metazoa, Chordata, Mammalia, Artiodactyla, Delphinidae. Gene Ontology annotation, cellular component: cytoplasm; cytosol. Gene Ontology annotation, molecular function: protein-lysine N-methyltransferase activity.
CGUCUCCCGAGCCGUAAGUGGAGGCGACGCGGUGCCGCGGCCCUAGGGUGUGGCGGCCCAGCGCCGCUGGAGGGGGGCUCCUCUCCAAGCUCCCGCCCCUACCUCGCCUGUUCCCGCAGCUGCGGGCCCGCGGGAAGGACCUUUGAGCGAGCAGAGAGCUGGGCGCGGGCGAGAUGGCCCUGGUGCCCUAUGAAGAGACCGCGGAAAAGGGGCUGCAGAGAUUUCACAAGCCUCUUGCCACCUUCUCCUUGGCAAACCACACGAUACAGAUCCGGCAGGACUGGAAGCAACUGGGAGUCGCAGCGGUGGUUUGGGACGCGGCUAUCAUUCUGGCCACAUAUCUGGAGAUGGGAGCUGUGGAGCUCAGGGGCUGCUCUGCCGUGGAGCUGGGUGCUGGCACGGGGCUGGUGGGCAUGGUGGCUGCCCUGCUGGGUGCUCAUGUGACUAUCACGGAUCGAAAAGUAGCAUUAGAGUUUCUUAAAUCAAACGUUCAAGCCAACUUACCUCCCCAUAUCCAGCCCAGAGCUGUUGUUAAGGAGCUGACUUGGGGACAGAAUUUGGGGAGUUUUUCACCUGGAGAAUUUGACCUGAUACUUGGAGCUGAUAUCAUAUAUUUAGAAGAAACAUUCACAGAUCUUCUUCAAACAUUGGAACAUCUCUGUAGCAACCACUCUGUGAUUCUUUUAGCUUGCCGAAUUCGCUAUGAACGGGAUCACAACUUCUUAGCGAUGCUUGAGAGGCAAUUUACUGUGAGGAAGGUUCACUAUGAUCCUGAAAAAGAUGUACAUAUUUACAAAGCACAGAGGAGAAGCCUGAGGGAGGACUUAUAGUUGGCUAUAAUUUAUAAGAAUGUUGUCACUGAGUGUGUCAAUUAAGGUCUUAGACUGGGAAUAUAACCGUAUGUAAUGAAAUGGCUUACUGUACAAAGAGUCUAACCAAAGGUUCUCAAAAGGCAAAGCAAAUGUGCGGUUUUAAAACAAAGCACUUUGUCCCAUUGCUGUGACUUUUUAGUUACGUUUUACUCACUCUGAAAUUCAAUUAACAUUAAAGGAAAGUGUGCGAUUUUGGUUUAUGUUGUUUCUGUAUCCCAUACUGCUCCCUCUCAAUAAACAAUUUUCACUGAUGCUGUGAUGAAGGGUUGGUAUAAAGGCAUCUUCAAAGCAGUGAGCUUGUUUUGGUGAGGCUAGAUCCUGCAAAUCAUUUAAAACACAUUGUAAGACAUACGUUUAGCCCAGUUUUCUAAUUUUCUGAGUAUAAAACAAGAGGUUUGGGCUUCCCUGGUGGCACAGUGGUUGAGAGUCCGCCUGCCGAUGCAGGGGACACGGGUUCGUGCCCCGGUCCGGGAAGAUCCCACAUGCUGUGGAGCGGCUGGGCCCGUGAGCCAUGGCUGCUGGGCCUGUGCAUCUGGAGCCUGUGCUCCGCAACAGGAGAGCCCACAACAGUGAGAGGCCCGCGUACCGCAAGAAAAAAAACCACAAAAAAACAAACAAAAGGUUUAAUGGACAUUCCCUGAGCUGUUAAUACUCUUGAAAUCUUUUGUCUACUGCAUUUAGGUCUUAAAUACUUUUGCUUGUUUGAGAUUAGGAUGUGAGUUUUCUAAAGUCUCACAUGCUUUCUGGCGUAAUUUCGGAUUUAGGUAUAUAAACAAAGGUGUAAGUCAAAAUAAAAUUUUAGUUACUUUUUGAUAGCACCUAAAAUCUUGGACCUCUAUGUGCUGGGAAUAGGUUAUCUUCAAAUCAAAAGCCAUAGUUUCUCCCUUCAGCUUUACCCUUUGUCAAAUGUUGUUUUUGUAUUUCUUUCCUAGCCUUUCCCUGCCUCCUUAUACUGCAUAGGAUGACAAUAAAAAAAAGUUUUAAACCUCAUCCCGCCAUGGGAGGUUAGCUCCCCAAGUAUAAGCUCCAUCUGUAUUGUACUGGUAAUUGCUUAUUCAAUGUCUGUGCUCCCCAGAAGACUGUGAGCUUCUUGAGGGCCAGAAUGCUUCUGCCCCUUUCAUUAUAGCCUCCCCAGUAUCUAGUAUAUCAUAACCAAAUAUUUGUUGAUUGAAAAAGAUACAUUACAUUUAGAGGGUAUUGAUCUCUGGGUUAAUUGAUUGCUACAUUGUUUUAUGAUUAUCUUUGAUAGACUUUGUGAAGUCACACACAUACCCUACCCUUUUUUCACAGUGUAAAAGCUUAAACAACAGCUUAAACAGAUUGAGAGCCAAAGAAUAUUAUAACCUCAGUAUGGUAUUUGGUACUAGAGAUAGAUUUCCUUCGUAAACCCUUAGAAACAAGACCUCCUCCCUCUUAACCUUUUAGUGAAUAUUUUGGAUGUGGAAACACCAAAUACUUUGUU